AUGGUUUUAAAUUUUGUGCGCUAUGCUUCUCACGCCCAGUUUGACGUCACGCUACGGGGUUCUCGAGGUAGCCUUACCGCACCCUAUUUUACUUCAUCCAAAAAGAAUCCUGUUGUAAUAGUGGUUUCGGAAGCGCCAGAGAACCGCUGCUGGAACAGUCUAAGAGAGCUUGCUGACUGUGGGGUCGGUCCAUCGCGUGGUGUUGCGAGCGGAGGCGUCGCGGUCUAA
Messenger RNA from Parnassius apollo (apollo), 228 nucleotides. The record is from the annotation of a GenBank genome assembly. NCBI's taxonomy places the organism in Eukaryota, Metazoa, Arthropoda, Insecta, Lepidoptera, Papilionidae.